Molecule: messenger RNA, 528 nt
Organism: Nematocida major
Lineage: Eukaryota; Fungi; Microsporidia
Product: large subunit ribosomal protein L18e
Exons: 1
Coding region: 1-528 (175 amino acids)
Biological process (GO): translation
Cellular component (GO): ribosome; cytosolic large ribosomal subunit
Molecular function (GO): structural constituent of ribosome; RNA binding
Source: RefSeq, a predicted model, not a curated record
AUGCUAGGCAAACCAGUUAAAAUAAGAGGAGGAAGGAAGACUCCAGUCACAAAGAACGCCGAGAUACACAGCCUGUUCGAGCUGUUCAGCGCAGUGGCCAGAAGAACCACGCACCCAGAGUACAGAAAGAUAGCACACUUUAUAAAGAAGCCAAUCACACAGAGAUCUGUUAUGACGAUGAAGAACUUGGUAAAGUACACAGCCCCGUGCCAAGACAAGCUGGCUGUUGUAGUUGCAAAAAUAGUGGGAGACGACAGCGUGGUGGAGCUUUCCUGGCCUAUUAGAGUUGCGUGUCUGGGAAUCUCGCAGAAGGCAAAGGAAAAGAUAGAGAAGUUUGGCGGACAGGUCUACAAGCUUGACGAGAUAUUUAAGGUCGCCCCAACGCCAAGCGACAUGGUCAUUUUCCAGGCUCCUCAGAAGAUAAGAAAGCAGUACCAGUACUUUGGAGCAGCAAGCAACAGCGCAAACCCGGCAAGGCCGCGUGUCAUUUCAAAGGGCUCGGAGAAGAGAAAGAGAAGAACACAAUAA